UUUUUUUUGUUGUUGUUAAUUUAUGGAGUAUAUAUAUAUUUCUUUUGUUAUUUCUCAUUGUGUUCUUCUGGAUGUUAUGUUUUUGUUUUAUCUGUAAAUUUAUAACAAAAUUUGUAAUAUUACCUAUGUAAGUCUCUAGAAUACCAUUGUAGUAAUUCUUUUUUGCUGAUGGCCCAGGAGCCAAAGCUGAAUAAAUUAAAAAAAAAAACUAGUAUAGUGUGUGUGAUGAAUGUUUUCUAUUAAAAUUUUAGAAGAGGUUAUAAAUUUUAAUUAUCAGCAAAUACAGUAAGUAAUAUACCAGGUGAAAAUCAGUUUAAUACAGAAACUAACUAAGAAGGUAUAAAAUAAAAAUGUCAAAUGUGAAAAUUAAAGUCAUCAGCAGAAAUCCAGAAGAUUAUUUACGUGCCACGAAAAGAGAUAUCCACAAGCUUCCGAGAAACUAUGACCCAAGUCUUCAUCCUAUGGAGGCACCUCGAGAAUAUGUUAGAGCACUAAACGCUGUUAAAUUAGAGCGUGUUUUUGCCAAACCUUUUAUUGGAAACCUCGAUGGACACAGAGACGGGGUAUCUGCCUUGGCUAAGCAUCCAAGUAGAUUGGCUGUUUUAGCCAGUGGUGCAUUUGAUGGCGAAAUUAGAAUUUGGGACUUAGCACUUCGGAAAUGUACAAGAAACUUUGUUGCUCACGAGGGUUGGGUUCGUUCUCUUUGCUUCACACCGAAUGGCGAAACAUUUGUAAGUGUUGGGGAUGACAAAACAAUUAAAUCUUGGAAAGCUGAAAUCCAGACUCCUGAUGACGAGGAACCUAUAAACACAUUACUUAGUAUGUCCGUUGUAUCGGGUGUUACACAUCAUAAGUCAAAACCCUUAUUUGCAACAUGCGGAGAACAUUGCCAGCUGUGGGAAAAAACAAGAAGUGAACCCAUAAAAGUAUUUAAAUGGGGUGUGGACAGUCUUCAUCAUGUUGCUUUUAAUCUGGUAGAGGAGAACUUGCUAGCAGCAUGUGCAAGUGACAGAAGUAUAAUUUUGUAUGAUAGUAGAGAAUCAGGUCCUCUCAGAAAAGUGGUCAUGGAAUUGCGUUCAAAUAGUUUAGCCUGGAAUCCUAUGGAAGCAUUUAUAUUUACUGUAGCUAAUGAAGAUUACAAUUUGUACACAUUUGAUGUGAGAAAACUCAGCCAUCCUGUUAAUAUUCACGUGGAUCACACAUCAGCUGUUAUAGAUGUGGAUUAUGCUCCCACAGGGCGAGAAUUUGUAUCUGGGAGUUAUGACAAAUCUAUUAGGAUAUUUGAAAGUCUUAAAGGUCACUCCAGGGACGUUUACCACACAAAAAGGAUGCAGAGGCUAACAUGUGUAAAAUGGUCUUUAGACAAUAAGUAUAUAUUGUCAGGCUCUGAUGAAAUGAAUAUAAGAAUGUGGAAAGCUAGAGCUUCUGAAAAACUUGGUGUUCUCAAACCACGUGAGAGAACAGCAUUGAACUAUUCUGAAGCAUUGAAGGAGAAGUUUGCACAUCAUCCACAGAUAAGGCGUAUUUCUCGCCAUAGACAUGUUCCAAAACACAUUUAUAAUGCAAAGAAAGAACUUUGCACAAUCAAGGAAAAGAAUAAGAGAAAGGAGGCUAACAGACGCUCUCAUAGCAAACCAGGUGCUGUCCCAUAUGUCUCUGAACGAAACAAACAUAUUGUAAAGGAAGAUGAGUAAAUAAAUUUUAUAUCUA
This is a messenger RNA of Chilo suppressalis (striped riceborer), 1710 nucleotides long. The record is from the annotation of a GenBank genome assembly. NCBI's taxonomy places the organism in Eukaryota, Metazoa, Arthropoda, Insecta, Lepidoptera, Crambidae.